This is a messenger RNA of Bursaphelenchus okinawaensis, 732 nucleotides long. The record is from the annotation of a GenBank genome assembly. Lineage: Eukaryota; Metazoa; Nematoda; Chromadorea; Rhabditida; Aphelenchoididae.
AUGUCAGCUAUCCAGCCACUAAACCCAAAGCCAUUUUUGCAUGGAUUGACUGGAAAGACCGUGAUCUGCAGGCUGAAGUGGGGCAUGGAAUACAGAGGUAAGUAACUUUAUUCAUUUUGUAUUUGUUGAAGUUUAGGCUGAGAAUGUUUUGAAUGACGCUAUUUGUUUUAAAGUUUGGAAAAAAGCAUGUUAUUGUGAUAUUGUAAAUGAGAAGGGUGCGCAUUACCUACUUUUUGCUAUAACUUUUUUGAAAAUAAAGGUUGAGACUUGAAGUUUUGUAAACUGUUAGCUUAUUAACUUGUUCAACUAAUGCGAAAAAGAAGGUUGGAAAAUUUUGCUUGGUUUAGAUGUUACAGUAGUUUUACGUAGAGGUACUGAAAACUCAGUUUCUUCAAGAUGCUUUUGAAUUUGGAAAUUUUCUUUCUUUUGUUAGGUGAACAGAUGUAUUAGCUACAAACAUACACAUUUUUCAUGAUUCUGUUUAUUUUUUGGAGGGAGUUAUGAUGAGAAAUGGCAAUAGUCUGACGUUUUUGAGGGCAAUGUCGAUGAACUGCGUUUCAAUGCUCGUAUAACGUAAAAAUUUCAGGUUUCCUGGUCUCCGUCGACUCCUACAUGAACAUCCAGCUGGAGAACACUGAAGAAUAUAUUGAUGGCGUGAAUACUGGCGUUCUGGGCGAGGUUCUGAUCCGCUGUAACAAUGUCCUGUGGAUAUCUGGCGUGGACGAGGAUUAG